GAUGGUUCUAAUGAUAAGGUUGGUUGAUGGCCAGGGUAAGUAUGGAGUGAUUAUUUUUUAUGAGAGGAGGAUGGAAAUGAAGGAGGAAGAAGCCUCUGAAAUGGAGGAGGGAUUAGAGGAACCAAAGGAUGUUGAUGUGUAA
Paraglomus occultum is the source of this 142-nucleotide messenger RNA. NCBI's taxonomy places the organism in Eukaryota, Fungi, Glomeromycota, Glomeromycetes, Paraglomerales, Paraglomeraceae. The record is from the annotation of a GenBank genome assembly.